ACUGCAUCACCCCCAUCAAAAACAACCCAUUUUUACCAUCCUUCUCUCUUUCUAGCCUAAAAUUCUAAAAACCAUUGUUUUUUAGGUUUUGCUUCUCAUUCACAUGAGACAAGGAGGGAGAUCAAGUUAUUAUAGAACAAGUGAAUAUGGAGAGUCCAUACUAUGCACCCCCACACUCGGACGCAUCUCGGCCGUCCCUAGGCUUCCCUCUUGGGACAGCCCUCCUCUUGAUCAUCAUCUUCAGCUUGAGUGGAAUCUUCUCGUGUUGUUACCACUGGGACAAGCUCAGAUCCAUCCGUCAAUCACUCGCCGAGGCCACAGAUCUGGAGGCAGAUACCACCCAUGAAUCCUCCUCCAAACCUAAACCCACCCCCACGAGUCCAAAGCAAAAGCUAAGCGAAAGCUUGCCAGUGUUAAUGCCAGGUGAUCGGAUCCCAAAAUUCAUAGCAUUGUCGUGUCCGUGUGAGCCGCCGCGGACAGAAAAGAUCAUUGUAAAGGUGGAGAAGCCGCCGCCGCCGGUAAAGCCGCCCAGGAUAGCGGUGCCUUUAUAUUGACACAAAAAACAAAAAACAAAACAUUGAUGUAUAUUAUGCAAUUCGAAAUCAAAUUUCACUCUCUUGUAUAUGUAAAAAGAUAAUCGAUUUCUUUUUCACUCUA
This is a messenger RNA of Cornus florida, 657 nucleotides long. RefSeq lists its product as uncharacterized. Lineage: Eukaryota; Viridiplantae; Streptophyta; Magnoliopsida; Cornales; Cornaceae. The transcript has 2 exons. The coding region runs from base 147 to 554 and encodes 135 amino acids. The record is from RefSeq and is a predicted model, not a curated record.